UCUUCUAUCCACCACUCGAUAUCCCCAUGUUGCGCACUCUUCCUCACCGUCAGAUCAUUAGAGUAUGCUCUUCUUCAUCUCUCAUCUCUCUUCUCUCUUCUAACCUGCUCAGAUGUCAAAGACAAAGACCCAGACCAUCGCCCGGCCCUUCUCCUCCUCCAGACUCUCCCUCAACGCCGCCGCCUCCGCUCCCAAACCCGACGAGCAUGUCUACGUCGAAGACUGGUCCGCCGGCAAAAUGCUCCGAUUCCAAGAGUCUCUGCCCAAGCUCCCCGUCCCCCCGCUCGAGCUGAGCGCCCAGCGAUACCUGAAAUCAGUCAGUCACCUUGUUCCCAAAGACCAGCUCGAGAAAACGACCGAGAUCGUCAAGAAAUUCAUCUCCUCUUCCGGCGAAGGCCCCGAGCUGCAAAAGAAGCUUGUCGCAAAAGCCAGUGAUCCCAAAGUCAAGAACUGGGUCUACGACUGGUGGAACUCGGCCGCCUACAUGGCCUACCGCGAUCCCGUCGUUCCCUACGUCUCUUACUUUUACGGACACAAAGACGACAGCCGCUACGCUUCGCCCGAAGCCAAGGCUGCCGCAAUCUCCACCGCCGUUCUCUCGUUCAAGACCUUGGUCGACACCAAACAGCUCGAGCCCGAUUUCAUGAGGAAGAAGCCAAUGUGCAUGGACUCGUUCAAGUGGAUGUUCAACGCCAGCCGCGUCGCUGCUCCCGGCGAGGACUACUCUGUCAAGUUCUCGCCCGAAAACCCCGAGCACCAGACGAUCCUCGUCAUCCGCAAAAACAGACUCUACAUACUCCCGCACGAGGUCGACGGCAAGCAGUUAACCACCGCCGAGCUCGAGAUCCAGUUUGCUAAAAUCAUCAAGGACGCCGACGCAAAGGGACCCGGCGCCGCCAUCGGCGCCUUGUCCUCCGCCAACCGCGACGACGGCGCCGUCUACCGCGAGCAUCUGAUCUCAGCCGGUCCCAACAACAAAGCUUUGCUCGAGAAGAUGGAGAGCUCUUCGUUUGUCGUCGCUCUCGACGACGCCGCUCCCGACAGCCACACCGAGCGUGCCCACCAGUUCUGGCACGGCGACGGCCAAAACAGAUUCUACGACAAGCCAUGCCAGUUCAUUGUCUGCGACAACAAGGUCUCGGGAUUCAUGGGCGAGCACUCGAUGAUGGACGGAACCCCUACAUGCACAUUGAACGAUUACGUCUGUGACGUUCUUGUUCAGAACAAGGUCGACCACGGUGCUCCUGCUUCUGCCGCUCGCGCGCUGGCCGAUCCCCAGGAACUCGAGUUUGAUGUUAGCGAGCAACUCGCGGCUGACAUCGAGGCUUCGAAGAAAGCCUUCACUGAAGUGAUUGGUCUCCACGAGCUGGACGUCAACGCGUAUCAAAAGUACGGCAAGGAGCAAGUCAAGAAGUUCAAGGUCUCGCCCGACGCGUGGGUGCAGCUCUCGUUCCAGCUCGCGUACUACCGAAAGUACGGCUACGUCCGUCCGACGUACGAGUCCGCCACGACGCGACAGUACCAGCUCGGACGGACCGAGGUCUGCAGAUCGUGCACACCCGAGGCGUUUGCGUUUGUAAAUGCAAUGGAGGACGCGUCGGUCGACAAUGCAAAGAAGAUUGCGCUCGCGCGAGCGGCUACCAACGCGCACGCCGCGUACAUCAACAGCGCGACCCAGGGAUUUGGCUGCGACAGACACUUUUUCGGUCUCAAGAACCUGGUCGACAAGUCCAAGCCGACGCCUGAAUUCUUCACCGAUCCCACUUUUGGCUUCAGCUCGACCUGGAUCAUGAGUACAUCUCAGCUGAGUAGCGAGUACUUCAACGCCUACGGAUGGUCGCAGGUGACCGACGAGGGCUACGGUAUCGCGUACAUGAUCAACAAGAACUCGCUGCAGUUCAACGUUGUGUCGAAGAAGAAGGAUUCGCCGGGGAUGGCUAACCAGAUCGGAAAGGCGUUGGAUGAUAUGGCUGCGUUGUUUAGCACUGAGCUGCCGGUCAAGGCGAAGCUGUAAGUUGUAGAGGGACUGGUAAUAGAUUAUAUGGAUUGUCUACAAACAAGUGUUUUAA
Myxozyma melibiosi is the source of this 2069-nucleotide messenger RNA. Its product is annotated as acyltransferase ChoActase/COT/CPT. Gene Ontology annotation, cellular component: mitochondrion; peroxisome. The coding region runs from base 113 to 2014 and encodes 633 amino acids. Gene Ontology annotation, molecular function: carnitine O-acetyltransferase activity. The record is from RefSeq and is a predicted model, not a curated record. Gene Ontology annotation, biological process: carnitine metabolic process. Lineage: Eukaryota; Fungi; Ascomycota; Lipomycetes; Lipomycetales; Lipomycetaceae. The transcript has a single exon.